This is a messenger RNA of Sinocyclocheilus grahami, 2596 nucleotides long. Its product is annotated as CD276 antigen. Bases 207 to 1343 code for a protein of 378 amino acids. NCBI's taxonomy places the organism in Eukaryota, Metazoa, Chordata, Actinopteri, Cypriniformes, Cyprinidae. The record is from RefSeq and is a predicted model, not a curated record. Gene Ontology annotation, biological process: T cell receptor signaling pathway; regulation of cytokine production. Gene Ontology annotation, molecular function: signaling receptor binding. Gene Ontology annotation, cellular component: external side of plasma membrane. The transcript has 6 exons.
UACAGUCCUUGUUUUCUUGCGGAGCACACAGAAACUGUACGUGUACUUUAGCUUCUGACCAUGGCUUUAUUACAGAUCACGCAACUCAUGAAGAAUAAGAUUGAGGAAGAUUGAUGAGUAAGUUUUAUUUAUGACUGACAUGUGAUCAUCAACGCUGCACUGAACUGCUUCGUUAUUUAAACCAUGUUCCUGAACUCCAAGCGACAAUGCUUUGGCUCCUUUUGUGCAUUUUGGAUGUUCUUGUGGCCUCAUUUGAGGUGACUGUCCCUAAUAAACAUCUGCUGGCAAUCCGAGGUCAUCCAACUGUACUGGGCUGUGAGUUCACAUCUGAUCCUGACCUCUCCAACUUGGUUGUUACCUGGCAACGACAGGAGGAUGCACGGGUUGUCCACAGUUUCUAUUAUCAACAGGACCAAUUGAACCGACAGAGUCUAAAAUACCACAAUCGGACCUCAUUGUAUGUUUCAAAGCUUCAUAAAGGAAAUGCCUCUCUAAGAAUUGCAGCAGUUAGACCCAAGGAUGCAGGCUGGUACAUGUGCAUAGUGAGCAACGCAAAGGGAACAGGAAGAGCCUUGAUGGAAGUGACCUAUGAAGCCUCAUUUGAGGUGACUGUCCCUAAUAAACAUCUGCUGGCAAGCCGAGGUCAUCCAACUGUACUGGGCUGUGAGUUCACACCUGAUCCUGACCUCUCCAACUUGGUUGUUACCUGGCAACGACAGGAGGAUGCACGGGUUGUCCACAGUUUCUAUUAUCAACAGGACCAAUUGGCCCGACAGAGUCUAGAAUACCACAAUCGGACCUCAUUGUAUGUUUCAGAGAUUCAUAAAGGAAAUGCCUCUCUAAGAAUUACAGCAGUUAGACCGAAAGAUGCAGGUUGGUACCUGUGCAUAGUGAGCAAUACAAAGGGAACAGGACGUGCCGUGAUGCAAGUGACCUAUGGAGCUCUUUACUCUGAGCCCAGGUUAAGCAUCCAUGUAAACUCCUCUGCUUUGAAAGUGCAGUUUGAGACAGAAGGUUUUCCCAAACCUGAGGUGAUCUGGCUGGGGGAACAUGACCAGAACCUCAUUUAUCACCUGGAGAUCCACGGCCAGACAGAAGAUGGACUUUAUUUCAUAAAGAGCAUCUGUGAGGCCCAGAAGCCAGUGAUUAAUAUCACAUUUACACUAAAGAACCAUCUCCUGAACCAGAACCUGCAGAGACCAGUGGUUCUCAGCUAUGAUGAGGACACCACAGACCAUAUGAUCAUAGUACUUGCUGUCCUCUCAGUGGUUUGCAUUCUUCUGGUUAUUGGCAUCAUUUGGUUAGCAGUGCAGAAGCAGAACAAACAGAGAUCUUCCCUGUGAUGAACCAUGAGAGAUAAUGAAUGGGAGGGGACUGCCAUGUUGACAGCUUUGAUGAAUUUAACAAUUUAAGCUUAUCAUCAAGGUGGACCAUGGACCAUAAAUAAUAUGUGUCUACUUAAGGGUUUAUAAGGUCAGCAUAUACAUGCGUAAUGUAUGUGUGUUUGUAUUUAUAUGUAAAAAGGUUAUGGUCUUUUAUGUUUCUCUUCCAGGCAGCUCAGUGAAAACAGUAUUUGUAAGGAAAACAGACACACAGGAAUAGAAUUUCAUGAGGGCAUCAGAUUAUCAUCACAUUUAUAUCCUGGUAGUUCACUUUAAAAAAACUGCAAUUCUGUCAUCAGUUAUGCAUCUUCAUGUCAUUCCAAACCUGCAUGACAUACAGUACCUUCUUCUGUGGAACACAAAAUAUUAUAUAUAUUUAGAGUUUUCAACUGUUUUGUCCACACAUUGAAAGUUAAUGAAAUCCAAAACAACACUGGACACCCCUGACUUUCACUGUAUAGGCAAUAAUACAGUGAUUGCAGUACUUCCAUCUCAUGUUUCCAUCAUCUGAAAAUGAAAGACAUUUGUUAGAUGUUAGCUGUACAUCAAAGCCUGUAUCAGUCCUACAUCAUAACCAUAAUUAUUGUUAAACUGGGUUUGAUUUAACACUAUAUUGAGGUCAAGCUUGAAGCACAUGUGCGAAUCCUAAUACCUGAGAUCUACUGAUAAACUUUGAAGACCCUGCAGAGACAUGUAGGAAAUUCAAUAACAUCAUAAAAAGGCCCCAGUGAGCUUGGGUAUUGAAAAGGUGCAGUCACCCUUGAGCAUCAGAGAAAUGAAAGUUUCUUUCAUUUCAUGAAACUCCUGAAUAUCCAGUUCAGUGGAAACUCUGUUCACACAGUGGUAGUGAUACAUUUCACAAACAUGAAUUGUUUAUUCAGUCCAUUCUUACAAAAAGGCCAUAAAAACUAAGUGACCUGGGAAAAAAUGUGUUGAAUGUGUUUUUGUUUUUUUUUACUAAAUGUAAUCUCUGCAGUCAAAUCAGUGACACAUUGUAACUUGAAUGAUGGUGGUUACACAACAAAUCUGUACAAACAAACUUUUUGAAUCCAGCUAGUUGCAUGACUUGCUUCAAACAUCAUUCAGAGUAACCUGAUGCUGAUGGCUAUUUUUUCCCACACACUACAUUUAGAGCAAAUCACAAUCCAGCAUCCUUCUUUUAGCUUACCCAUGCAUUAAUACAAUGUACUGUAGCAAUAAUUUCACAUAGUUGU